Messenger RNA from Anisakis simplex (herring worm), 546 nucleotides. NCBI's taxonomy places the organism in Eukaryota, Metazoa, Nematoda, Chromadorea, Rhabditida, Anisakidae. The record is from the annotation of a GenBank genome assembly.
AUGCGUCGUCUUCCCGCAACCAUCACCACCAAUAUUAUCGGCAAUCAUUCGGAUUCAUCCACUUCAAAUCCAACGACGAAAACUGGCGCCGAUGCGGCCACCACUGAGGUCACCUAUGUGGGAUCACCAGCGCCUCCACAUCAAGCUCAAAAGCGUCUGCUGGCCGUCACGCAAAAUGUUAUCGGUUGUAUUGGUAACUCGAAUUCGAAUGCUUCUGGCAACAGCAGCAACAACAACAACAAUAAUAACCAAGCACUUCAAAAGCAGUUCUUAACUCCGCUAUCAAACAAUAAUAAUAUGAAUAUGGCGACCGGGAUUGAUCAGACAUGGCCAUUAUCCCCGAUCGCUGCAUGUGGACAGACGGGGCAAUCAAGUGGUCAACGACGGGACGAUCGCGAUAGUCCUGUGGUUAGUUUUAGUGUUUUUUGGUCGUUUCAUCCGUCUGAACCAGUUAAUGCGACCUUCAUAUGUAAUUUUCUUCAUGAUCACCUCAAUUGCGUCAUGAUCACAUCAUCUCAGCUUACUAAACUUAUCAUCCAGAUUUGA